Messenger RNA from Drosophila kikkawai, 1057 nucleotides. RefSeq names its product ryncolin-4-like. Lineage: Eukaryota; Metazoa; Arthropoda; Insecta; Diptera; Drosophilidae. The record is from RefSeq and is a predicted model, not a curated record.
CAGUCAUGUGGCGCUUCGGAAUUCUUCUCUGUCUGUUAAUUGUUCCUUUUUCAGAAGGCAAGGACAAAAAGGAAGUAUGUACUCUACUGAUGAUGUGCGACAAAGUCGAUGAAGUCAAGUCGGAAGUGGCUUCUGUGCGUGAGGAGCAACAAACCCAGAAAAUGAUCUCGGAAAACCAGACACUAAUUUUGGAAAACCAAGCAGACAUUUUGAGACAACAAACGCAGAUCUUGGAGCUCCAGACCCAGAUCCUGCAGGGAUUAACACUGUCUGGAACCAAUUCCUACCCCUCAAGCUGUGCCGAUGUUUCGAAAGAAACCAAGCUCCUGAUCCGCGUGCCUAAGCACAGUGAGGAUCCCUUCGAGGUGGCCUGCGAUCAGCGGAGUCGAGGAGGCGGUUGGACCAUUAUUCUGCGACGAAACGAUGGGAGCGAGGAUUUCUACCGCGGAUGGGAGGACUACAAACGUGGAUUUGGUCAGCUGGCCGAUGAAUUCUUCCUGGGAUUGGACAAAAUUCACGCGAUGACCAAUGACCAGAUCCAGGAGUUGCUCGUCCUUCUGGAGGACUACGAUGGAGUGAGAGCUUAUGAGUUAUACGAUGACUUCAAAGUCGGACCCGAGAGUAACAACUACACCUUGGGAUCGCUGGGCUUCGCUUCCGGAGACGCCGGUGAUUCACUUGCCCGUCAAUUGGGCAUGAUGUUCAGCACUAAGGAUCGUAACAACGACAUCAGAACAGAUGACGAAGAAUGCGCGAAAAGGUUUACUGGUGCCUGGUGGUAUGAAAAAUGCCAUGACAGCAAUUUGUGUGGAAAAUAUGGCGAUAAUGACUUUGGAAAGGGUAUAAACUGGUAUACUUUUAGAGGUCAUAAUUACUCACUGAAGAGAGCCGUAAUGAUGAUAAGACCAAAAACUUCGGCUCUUAACUGAUCUUAAUAGAACUAACCACAAAUUGGGGUCAGACAUGGAUCAAUAUUGAAGGUCAUAAAAUAAUAAAAUAAUUCUAUAAGUAAAUGAGAUAAUUUUGAAUAAAAAAUUUCGGAGUGUAUGGGCAAAAA